Molecule: messenger RNA, 1578 nt
Organism: Anthostomella pinea
Lineage: Eukaryota; Fungi; Ascomycota; Sordariomycetes; Xylariales; Xylariaceae
Source: the annotation of a GenBank genome assembly
AUGACGGAAAUGGACUCCUCUACCGCCAACACACCCCUCCCUACCCCUGCCUCGAAGCGGCGCAAACUUCACGAUGACAGCGCCGACGCCACCCCACGCUACGACACCCCCGAGAAGCAGGAUGAGAAGAAUUCACUGCGCGUGUCCAUUCGCGAGAAGACCCUAGACAGCAGCCGGUCAACGAGCCGGAGUCGAAGCCCCAAUAGGCGGCGGGAAGACGAUUACUACGACAGCCGCUCCGCAUCCAGCUCCCGGUCCAGGUCAAGAUCGCGCUCACGGUCACGCUCUCGCACUGACAGCCGGUCGCGCUCUCGAACCCGGUCGAGGUCAAGAUCACAAACCCAAUCACGAUCGCGGUCUCGCUCUGACUCUGGCUCGCCCUCGCGUAGUCCCAGAUCAGCACGAGACACAGACACGCCCUUGCUCAACGCCCACGACCGCGAACCCUCGACCCCACCCGCGCGGCAGCCGGUCAAACCGCAGUACACACCACGACUCGUACUUGCUGGUCACCAGAAGCCCAUAUCUCAAGCGCGCAUAUCGCCGGAUGGCCGAUGGAUCGCGUCAUCUUCGGCCGACGGCACCAUCCGGAUAUGGGACGCCGUCACGGGACGGCACAUGGACACGCUGGUGGGCCACAUGGCGGGCGUGUCGGCCAUCGCCUGGUCGCCCGACAGCAAGACGCUGGCGUCGGGGUCCGACGACAAGGCCAUCCGCCUGUGGGACCGCGUGACGGGGAAGCCGACGAGGGCGAAGCCGCUGAUGGGCCAUCACAACUACGUUUACUGUCUUGCCUUCUCGCCCAAGGGAAACAUACUGGCCAGCGGGAGCUAUGACGAGGCCGUGUUCCUGUGGGAUGUGAGGGCGGGGAGGCUGAUGAGGAGUCUUCCGGCGCAUAGUGAUCCUGUCAGCGGCAUCGACUUCUGCCGGGACGGGACGCUGGUGGUCAGUUGCAGCACGGAUGGGUUGACGCGAAUAUGGGACACGUCGACAGGCCAGUGCCUGCGCACCAUGGUGCACGAGGAUAACCCGCCCGUCACGUCGGUGUGCUUCGCGCCGAACGGGCGGUACGUGCUGGCCUUCAGCAUGGACUCCUGUCUGCGCCUAUGGGACUACGUGUCGGGCACGGUCAAGAAGACGUACCAGGGCCACCGCAACGCCGGGUUCAGCAUCGGCGGCUGCUUCGGCACCGUCGACGACCGGGCCUUCAUAGCGGCCGCCAGCGAGGACGGCGACGUCGUGCUGUGGGACGUGAAAACGAAGGAGGUCGUGCAGCGCAUCGAGCGCGCCCACGACGGCGUCUGCUUCUGGGUCGACGUCUGUGGCGAUACUAUGGUCAGCGCGGGUCAGGACGGCAAGAUUAAGGUGUAUAGACAUCGCGGCUCCGAUGCCGAUGUGGAUGAUGCGGUUGGGAAAGUCAACGGGGUCGUGGCGCCUGAGGAGGACGGUGCGGUCGCUGACGAGGACACGGCUAUGGGUAAUGCGGAGCUGGAACUGAUGCCCAGUCAGGAUGGCGACAUGGUGCCUGAAACCGGAGAGUCACCUCUGAAGGAUGAGGAUAUCAAGAAAGAGGAAUGA